Molecule: messenger RNA, 1743 nt
Organism: Penicillium cataractarum
Lineage: Eukaryota; Fungi; Ascomycota; Eurotiomycetes; Eurotiales; Aspergillaceae
Product: FAD binding domain protein
Exons: 4
Coding region: 1-1743 (580 amino acids)
Source: RefSeq, a predicted model, not a curated record
AUGAAUUCCACAAGUGAAAUCCACGACGUGAUCAUCGUCGGCGCCGGACCCUGCGGCCUCGCCGUCGCCUCCCGUAUUCGAGAAAACACUCCCUCGGCGGUCUUCACAGACGAGGAACACCAGCGAUACCACUGGAUCAAAAAACACACUGGCAAGAUGAAUCUCGUCCAAGCAGGGCGCACCAAGAAAAACGGCGUGCGAGCCGAGAAAUGGAACCGCGGACAAAGAACCUGUCCCUGCAAAGACGAGACGAGUCCAGAGUCAAGCCGCCGCGGGUCUACCGAUUCAACAUCAUCCGUGCCUUCGCUAGCAUCUGACUCGUCGACGUCGUCUAAUACGUCGAUAUCGACAUUGGUUUUGGAUGGGACGGGUGAUCAGUGGAUGCAGAGAUGGAAUAACGCUUUUCGCACGUUGGAGAUUAAGCAGUUGCGGAGUCCGAUGUUCUUCCAUGUUGAUCCCGGGGAUCGAGAUGGGAUGUUGGCCUAUACGCAGGAAGUUGGGAGAGAGGAGGAUCUGUGGGAGAUUUCGGGGUGUGUUGGGAAGGAAAUGAGCAAGCAUAAGAAGAAGAAGAGACGGCAGAGUGGAAAACCUCAGACGUUGGGAGUCGAGAUUGACGAGCGUGAUCGCAAAGACUACUUCUCGCCCUCGACUGAUCUUUUCGCCGACUACUGCGCUUCCAUCAUCGACCGGUAUGACCUAAACGAGCCCGGCCAGAUCCUCAAACAAGAGGUUACGGACAUCACUCAUGGAUACUUACCGGACAAUCUCGACGUUGCGGCGCCCAAUUCCAAGGUAUUCACUCUGACUACAUCGACUGGGCAGAAAUUCUAUAGCCGGGCUGUUGUGCUUGCGAUGGGUGCCGGUGGAGCUGGAAUACAAAAGAUCUUCCCCUGGAAGCCUUCAAACGCAACGGAAGGGGCUGAGGCUUGCUGCCACAGCAUGGAAAUCAAGACCUUCCCGAGUCCCAACGUGCGAAGCAAGAUCCAGCAAAGACGAGAGACUAACGUGGUCGUCGUGGGAGGCGGACUUUCAUCAGCUCAGAUUGUUGACAUGGCUGUGCGAAAAGGGGUUACUAAAGUUUGGUUCCUGAUGAGAUCUGAAUAUAAAGUCAAACACUUUGAUCUUAGCUUGCCCUGGAUGGGAAAGUAUAAAAAUUGGGAAAAGGCAGCUUUUUGGUCAGCAGACACUGAUGAAGAACGCCUCGAAAUGAUCAAGUCUGCUCGCAACGGUGGUAGCAUCACCCCUCGCUACACAAGAAUAGUCAAACAGCAUGUUGCCCACCAUCGGGCAUCCAUUCACACACGCACGGAAAUUACUUCCCACGAUUACGAUCCCGAAACACAGACAUGGACUCUGACUACCGAUCCGCCGAUCCCUAACCUACCACCAAUCGACUACAUCUAUUUUGCGACGGGGGCACGCUCCGAUGUCCGCGAAAUGCCACUCUUAAGUAAUAUCAAUGAUCAGUACCCUAUUGAAGUCAUAGAAGGUCUUCCCUGUCUCACGGAUGAUCUCAUGUGGCGGGAAGAUGUACCCCUCUACAUUACAGGGCGACUAGGGGGUUUACGACUAGGUCCUGGAGCUCCAAAUCUUGAAGGAGCCAGGCUUGGCGCGGAGAGGAUCGCCUGGAGCUUGGAGGAGAUCCUUGAGAAAGAUCGGGGCAUUGGAGAUCAGUGCGAGGGGUUCUGUGGACUGGGAAACCGGUAUGCCUCACUUGUUGGGGAUGGGGAGGACGAUAGCUAG